AGGAGUACAGAUGAUGAAUAUAAGUUGGUAAGAAGAACAUAGCAAAAUGUUUGGUCAUCUACUGGUUCAGGAGAUUCCAUUAAUGUCUUGGUAUUGUUGGGGCAUCCUUCUUGUUGUCGUCGUCGUUACAAUAAUAUGCGAGAGAGUGUUGAAUCUGAUAUGGUACAACAAGUCAGAUGAAGCAACUGGGAUUCCUCCAGGAAAUCGAGGCCUUCCCUUUGUCGGAGAAACAUUGCAUUUCAUGGCUGCAAUUAAUAGCACUCAAGGAGUCUAUCAAUUUGUCCGAUCUCGUCGAAUCCGAUAUGGGAGAUGCUUCAAGACGAGGUUAUUUGGGGAAACCCACGUUUUUAUGUCGAGCGUGGAAUCGGCAAAAGCCAUUCUAAACAAUGACAUUGGGAAAUUCUCAAAGAGGUACAUCAAGUCUGUAGCUGAGCAGGUUGGACCUCGCAGCUUGCUCUCAGCUUCUCAGAACAAUCACAAGCUCCUUCGCGCUCAUCUCCUUUCUCUGUUCUCAUCUCACUCUCUCGCUUCUCUUGUUCAACACUUUGAUCAACUCGUUCUUCAAGCCUUCAAUGGCUGGCCACGUCACGGCCUCAUCAUUAUUCAACAUGAAGCUCUCCAGAUAACUUGUAGAGCGAUGUGCAAGAUGUUAUUGAGCAUUGAGAGCGGUGAUGAAUUGGAGACGAUGCAGAAAGAGGUUGGUCGUGUAUGUGAAGCAAUGCUUUCCUUUCCUCUGAGUUUCAAGUGGACUAGAUUCUAUAAAGGCCUUCAGGCUAGAAAAAGAAUCAUGGACAUAUUGGAGAAGACGAUGAGUGAAAGAAGAAGUGGACAGAAAUGUGGCCGUCAUCAAGAUUUUCUUGAACGGCUUUUAGAACGAAAUGACAAUAAAUUUAACAAUCAAGAAGAAGAAGCGAUCAUGAGAAGGCUAACAGAUGAAGAGAUCCGAGAUAAUAUAUUAACCAUGAUAAUCGCUGGUCAGGACACAACAGCAAAUGCGAUAACGUGGAUGAUCAAAUUCUUGGGUGAGAAUCAGCAGGUUUUACACGAUCUUAUGAAGGAGCAACUUCAAGUAGCAAAAAAAUGUGAAAGCUCGAAUUUAACACUUGAGGAUCUUAAUGAGAUGCCAUUUGCUUCCGCGGUGGUGAAAGAAGCGUUAAGGAUGGCAUCAGUUGUUCAGUGGUUCCCAAGAGUGGCACUAGAGGACUGCGAGAUUCAAGGAUUUAAAAUCAAGAAAGGAUGGAACGUCAACGUGGAUGCUAGAUCAAUACACUUGGAUCCCACUGUGUACGAUGAUCCAGACGUUUUCAAUCCUUCAAGAUUUCAUGUCAAGUCAAAAGCACACGGGUUCUUACCGUUUGGUGUGGGAGGAAGGUCGUGCCUUGGGAAGAACAUGGCUAAAGCCAUGAUGCUCGUCUUUCUUCAUCGUUUCAUCACCACUUUCAAGUGGAAGGUGACUGAUCCUGACUCAAGCAUAGAGAAAUGGGCACUUUUUUCAAAGCUAAGAAGUGGGUGUCCAGUUCACCUGACAUCAAUAAAGGACAGCAACAAUGCUAUGUGAUGCAAUAAUAUGUAUGACCUUCACUACUUUAUAUGCCACAUAUGUAUAUGUAACCCACUUAUGUUCCGAAAAAGCAUAUAAUCCCCUGUCUUAUAAUAUUGUAAUUAUUUAUGUGGGUAAAUCAUGAUGGAUAAAUUGGUAAAUUACCUUAUAAA
Messenger RNA from Prosopis cineraria, 1713 nucleotides. Its product is annotated as abscisic acid 8'-hydroxylase 4. Bases 47 to 1558 code for a protein of 503 amino acids. The record is from RefSeq and is a predicted model, not a curated record. Gene Ontology annotation, biological process: multicellular organism development; brassinosteroid biosynthetic process; brassinosteroid homeostasis. Gene Ontology annotation, molecular function: monooxygenase activity; heme binding; iron ion binding. NCBI's taxonomy places the organism in Eukaryota, Viridiplantae, Streptophyta, Magnoliopsida, Fabales, Fabaceae. The transcript is spliced from 10 exons.